Leguminivora glycinivorella is the source of this 2425-nucleotide messenger RNA. Its product is annotated as phospholipase A1 member A-like. The transcript has 3 exons. NCBI's taxonomy places the organism in Eukaryota, Metazoa, Arthropoda, Insecta, Lepidoptera, Tortricidae. Gene Ontology annotation, molecular function: lipase activity. Bases 116 to 1189 code for a protein of 357 amino acids. The record is from RefSeq and is a predicted model, not a curated record.
UAGUCUUCUCACCAAUAAAUUCCUUAAAAAAACGUAUUAAAUUAUAUUUCCAAAAACCCUGGUGUUAGUGUGACUGCAGAUAAAAAUAAAUAAACAUUACAAUAUAAUUGGCAAUAUGCUGGCAGUGGCUUUUAUAUUAUUUGUGUUGCAAUAUAUAGCCGCGGAACAGAUGAUACAACCUAUGGGAUUCUUAUCUGACUGUCCAGGUUCCUCAAAACCGGCAGACAUUAAGCCGAAAUCUUUGAAGAAACUUACAAUGUCUGUCUUAGGCACAGGCUCUUUGUUUGAAGCCAACUGGACAUCUUACAACUACUACAAAAUCAAAUAUUUACCUGAUCAUCCAGAAAUUGACUUCAAGAAUAAAAAGACUUUACUAUAUGUUCCUGGAUAUUUGGAUAACAUUGACGCCCCUGUUGGUAGAGGAUUUGGACAACAAUAUAAGGAAAGGGGAUAUAACGUGAUCAUUUUGGAAUCUUUUACUUGGACAACUGACUUAUGGCCUGUAUCAGCGCGCUUGUUGCGCCCGGUCGGUAAAUACGCCGCCCAAAUGUUAGCCACCUUAACAACUCUAGGUUUAAACCCCAAAGACCUUGAACUGUUGGGAGUCAGUCUGGGUGGGCAGACCAUGAGCUUCAUAGCUAAAAACUACCGCAACAUCACCGGACAGACCAUCGCUAAGCUAGUAGCCGUAGAACCCACAGGACCCUGCUUUAGAAACCUAGGACCUGACGAAAGAAUCGACAUAUCUGAUGGCGAUUUUGUACUUCACAUUGCUAGUAAUAUAUACGGUUUCGGCAUGACGUAUCCCGUUGGCCAUGUCGCUUUUUACGUCAAUGGGGGCGAGUGGCAACAGUCACACAUAUGGUAUGCGCCUUGCGGUAUCAUUUGCAGUCACAUUAGAGCCUUAUUGGUUUGGAUAUCUGCUUUGAACAAUCCUGGAAAAUUUAUAGGAGUACAAUGUGACUCUGUGGAGAAAGCCGUACGCGGCGAUUGUUUCGACAAGAAAGACAAAGUCACCAAUGCGUUAGACAUUUUUACAGACAACUCAAAACCUGGUAUUUAUUUCUUACCUACGCGUAACAGUUAUCCGUUUUACCUUGCUAACAAAGGCGUAGAAUUUAGUUCGGGAUUUGAGUAUAUAAACAAUUUUCUGGAGCGAGUCAAUAAAGAGGACAUGAUGUUGGUUUAGCUACAAUAAUUAUAUUACAUGGCAUCGUUAUUUUAUUACUAAUGUCGGAUGACACGCCGAUGUUCGCUUUUUUGGAUCUUAAAAAUCGUUUAUGACAUAGUCUCUUACCGGUAUUAUGGCAUAAAUAACUUAUCAUCAUCACAUCAUCAUAACGUCAUCUCACUUAUUCAGCAUUGGUAUGGGAACCAAAAAUUAGUCUUAAGUGGGCGGCUCCGAGAAACAGGUACGUCAUGCAGUGCGGAAUCAGACAGGGUGGUAUAAGCUCUCCGUUAUUGUUCAAUAUUUAUCAAUGGCUUAAGCUAUGCUGACGAUUUAGUGUUGCUGAGCUCCUCGAUGGAUAGUCUUAUAAAAAUGUCUGGAUUUCCAAAAAAAUAUACUUAUGCGGAAGUUAUCAAAUGUCGGAGUUUAAGCUAUGUGGAAGUCCAUUACAAAGAGUGGAUAUAUUAAAGUACCUGGGCUACCGGGUCACAGGCGCACGGUCUGAUGUGGAGGACAUUGAAAUUGGAAUGAAAUGAAUGGUGCUUAGGAUGCUGUUUAGGUUGUCACGGUAAUUGUAGCGCCUCCGACUAGGACAAACUUUAUUUGUCAUAAUGAAAAAUUGUUGCGCAACACCCUCACGCAGCCGACACUGCAGGAACAGCAUUCUAGGGUCGAUGAUAAAAUUCGAGAUCAAAAACAUAAAAAAAAAUAUCAGUAUUUGAAGUCACAUUGCAGGGUAAAUACUCGUAACAUUUAAUUUUGUUUAUUUAUGUUUUUGAUCUUCAGUGCGAUCACUGACCUUACAGCCUGGCUAACUAGAGUAGAAAUUAAUAGGUGCGCCACCACCGGUUUGAAUGUGACAUCUUUUGAGUCACUCUUGUAUGAGAGCAUUAAGCGUUGCUAAGAAAAAAAAAGUUCCAUCUGUGGUUGGUGCAACGUUGGGAGACCCCUAGUCAAUCGGUAAUUUCAGCUGUGAAUGUGUUAUACCGCGAAAGUUAUAAAUGUUGUAUUGUUAGGUUAUGUUGGUUUUGUCCGUGUUUGUUUUUGUUUAAUUAUUAAGUAAUAUUAAUUCUUGAUGUGUAAGCUUUGGUCUUAUACUCUGUCAAACAAGUCUGUCAGUAAAUAAGAACAAAGAAAACUAUAUGCAUCCUUUUCUUUAGGGUGCUAGAGAAAAAGAUACCUAUAGUUUUGUUUGUUCUUAUUUACUUACAGACUUGUUUUACAGAGUAUAGGUAACCCUUUUGACUUAAUCGCUGA